This is a messenger RNA of Lineus longissimus, 5688 nucleotides long. Its product is annotated as SID1 transmembrane family member 1-like. Gene Ontology annotation, biological process: RNA transport. The record is from RefSeq and is a predicted model, not a curated record. The transcript has 28 exons. NCBI's taxonomy places the organism in Eukaryota, Metazoa, Nemertea, Pilidiophora, Heteronemertea, Lineidae. Gene Ontology annotation, cellular component: plasma membrane; lysosome. Gene Ontology annotation, molecular function: double-stranded RNA binding; RNA transmembrane transporter activity. The coding region runs from base 144 to 2921 and encodes 925 amino acids.
CGAAAUUGCGUUUUGGUUGUAGACGAUUUUUCCGAUUUUUGAUUGAUGUCGUGGCAAAACUAAUAAAUUUCCUCGGACAAACACAAAUAUGUUGUGAUGGAUGUCCACCAAAAGUAACAUUAUUGUAGUAAGAUACUUUUAAGAUGAGUAAAUUGGGAGAUAUUCUGUUGUUGUUGAUGCUAGCAGUGGAUUUGGGAGGCUGCGCUGAUCGCUCACGAGUGUUGAGUGAUCCUAGAAAAUAUGGCGAACGCGGAGCAAGUUCAACAAAUCCAGUUUCGUUACCACAGAUUGCAGUCAAUGCUAAGUUUGAUCAGGUAUAUAAUGGCACUGUUUUGGCCGGAACAGAGUACAUUUAUACCUUCCCAUAUGAUGAAAUUGCGAAUAAGACCACUGCUGUUCGAAUUCGUGUGACAAGCCCUCAUGCCAGUCCAGACUUCCCAGUCCUAUUUGUCGUCCGCCAAGAACGGAGUAUAUUAUCUUGGCAGGUGCCUCUCUUCUUAGAAAAUGUUUAUGACUACUACACAGUCAGCCGGACGUUGUGUCCGGUCCAGAAACACUCCAAGCUCCAUACCGAGAAGAAAACAUUCUACGUUGAUGUGUCAUCGUCGUCUAAUAAACCCACAGACUUCUCAAUGAAUGCUUCUCUGUUGGAUCAUAACUUCCAGCUGACAACAAACAAGGAAUUAGGCUUCCUUGUUUCUCCGUCAGAACCGAAGUACUUUGAGUACGAGUUCCCUCCCGGAAUCAACUCUGUUUUAAUCAAAGUGACGUCGUCGGACAGCUUAUGUACUGUCGUCUCUGUGCAGGACAUACAUUGUCCCGUGUUCGACCUAGAUCGGAACGUUCAGUUCACCGGCACGUACCAGACGAUGACCAAAACUGCUGCUCUUACUGUGCAGAAAAAAGAUUAUAAAGAGGGGAUGUUUUACGUAGUUUUUGUAGUUAAGCCGAUAGACUUUGAGUGUAGUCUUAUAGAAGUCAUUCACCCUAUUUCAGGGGACCUUUCACCGCAUAAUAAUAGAUUCGUCAGAUCAGGUGGUUCGAGUCAGGCCCAACACCAGCGGGUGAAAAAUAUCACAGUAGUUAUCGAACCAAGCAUAAGUACUGAUCAGUAUUAUGUGGCUGUGUUUGGUGCCGUGGCUUGGUUCCUCCUGUUCUACGUAGCAUCUAUCCUAGUGUCCCUCGUCUAUCAUAUAUGCGACCGUCGGCGAAAAGGCCCAGAAGAUGUCAGGGACGAGGAAGAAAGUGCAAAAAUGCUAGGUACACCUACCCCCACUGAUAGCGAUAGUUCCCCUGACGAGUUUGAUAUUGAAAAAGAAAUUAUGCCACAAGGCACUGGUUCAGCUGAGGCUCCAAUUUUGAAUACCACCAAUGGGGAUUCGAGUUAUGGGACAACGAGCCCCACAGGGUUCACCGACUUCUCCGACACUGUACAAUACUCUAGGUUUGAUAAUUUCCAAGUCAAUCGACAAGAGAAAGAAAUGGGCUCAGUGCCAAAUCCAACAGGAGCUAACUUUGAGCGGGACAGUAACGGAAUUCCGCACCGCAUCCCACCGCGAGAGGACGACUCGAGCUCGGUGGACGAGGAUGAUUUCGACGUCUUACGGGACGUUGAUAGCGAUAAAGAGAUUAUUAGAACAAAGCGUACGGCAGACGACAGUGGGAUGAAGACAAUCCUGUAUGUAUCAGACCUUGCCAGGAAGGAUCGAAAACACCUCUCAAAGAAAUACAAACUCUACCAUUGGAACCUUAUCACAAUUGCAAUCUUCUACGGUCUUCCCGUGAUACAACUGGUCAUCACGUAUCAAAAGGUCCUCCAUGUCACAGGCGAUGAGGAUAUUUGUUAUUAUAACUUCCUGUGUGCCCGCCCCCUCGGGGUCCUCAGUGCCUUUAAUAAUGUCUUCAGUAAUGUUGGCUAUAUUAUGCUGGGCCUCCUCUUCCUUGGCCUCACAUGGAGACGGGACCUUCUCCACAAAAAAGCGGUCGAGAUGCAUGAUCACUACGAACAGCACUACGGGAUCCCCCAACACUUUGGCCUCUUCUACGCUAUGGGCAUCGCGCUGGUCAUGGAGGGCAUUCUUAGUGGCUGUUAUCAUGUCUGCCCGAGUUACUCCAAUUUCCAGUUUGAUACAUCCUUCAUGUACAUGAUCGCCUGGCUGUGCAUGUUGAAGAUCUAUCAGAUUCGACAUCCGGACAUCAACGCGUCGGCGCACUCGGCGUACCUGGCACUGUCGCUGGUCAUAUUCAUCGCAGUCAUCGGAGUCUUCAUUCCAGGCUCCACAGCGAGUUGGUGGGUCUUUGGUGUGUACGACACUAUGGCCUUCUGGGUGAUUUUCUUCUUCGUACACAUUUUGACGACGAUUGGAGUUAGUGCCAAGAUCUACUACAUGGGGCGCUGGAAGCUGGACAUGGGGUUGGUGAAGCGGAUCUAUCUCAUGUGUAAGACGGAUUGUCCACACUGUGCUCCACCUAUAUACAUGGACCGAAUGAUUCUCUUGAUUGUGGUCAACCUGGUCAAUUUCUCAUUCGCCAUCUAUGGAUUGUUAACACAGCCAAAGGACUUCUCAUCCUACCUGCUGGCAAUAUUCAUCAUCAACCUCCUCCUCUACUGUGCUUUCUAUAUCAUCAUGAAGCUUCGAUCACGUGAAAAGAUCCUUCUGCUUCCGUUGAUCUACAUCAUCCUGGCAAGCAUCGUGUGGGGCUUUGCACUGUAUUUCUUCCUGGCCAAGCUGACGUCAUGGGAGGUAUCCCCGGCCCAGUCCCGCCUCGGCAACCAGGAAUGCAUGUUGUUAGAUUUCUACGAUGCCCACGAUAUAUGGCAUUUCCUGUCCGCGAUGGCGCUGUUCAUUUCUUUCAUGGUCGUUCUGACCCUGGACGAUGACUUGAUAUACACCCCACGAGAAAAGAUCCCAGUCUUCUAAAGCCGUUGAGCGGUAUUUCCACGGUAUAAUAAGAUUCGAGAAGUAUUCCAUGGAAGAUCAAACGUUGAAUUAUUCAAAGACGCGGUGUAAAAUCAAGGAUGUGUUUGGGACUGAGCCCAAGAAAAUAUUCCGGUGAUACCACGAAAAGAGAUUCUGGCGUGUUCAAUUGCAGGAUGUUGACUUGAGGAAUAUUCCAAGGACCUAGUAAAAAAGUUAAAUUGGAUUAUUCUUCUAACGUUGUCUAAAAUUCAUUAUUGCUAUCCGGGUGCUAUUUAACCCACCGAGAUUUUCAAGAUGUGUCGAAGAUAUCAAUGAAUAGUUUCAUUAUGUACAGUGGAAAGUCCUUUAGUUGAGACACCUCCUUAUAAGGACCCACUCUCUAUUAAGGAUGUUAGUUUUGGUCCAUAAUUAGUUGUUGCCAUUUGAUUUGACCAUUCUAAUUAGGACACCUCUCUUAUAAGGAGAGCAUAUUAAUAUGUCAGUCCCAAGGGUGUCGUUUAUAGAGAGGUUCUACUGUAUAUACAUGUACAAGGUUAAAAUUGGAGACCAAUAUUUAGGUGACUUGGUUUGGGGACCCGGAACAAAUUGUGUGAAGAAUGGGAUUAAAGCAUUUAUCUCUGUAAAGCAUUUCUUGAAGGAAAUAGGUCUAUGGUGCUGUUUUGGCAAGCUCGAGGAGCAAUGAUUUGUCGCUAUUUAUCUGAAAGAAGGAGCCUCAUAGCCUAGUGGUUAGUGCUGCUGGCUACCACACAAUAGGGCCCGGGUUUGAUCCCGGGGACAACCCAGGAUUGUACAGGAGCCUCAUAGCCUAGUGGUUAACACCGCUGGCUAUCACGCAAUAGGGCCCAGGAUUGUAUUUCUGGAUGAACCGGCGUAGCUUUCAAGGAACUGAAAUUCCCGGCUUUUCAUUACAAGUUUGAGGUUCAGUAUGAGAUGAAUGCGUGUGACAUCGAUUCCAAAAUGAGGGCAAGUAUGGGGAAAGCCCACGUCUGCACUGAUCGCGUUUUUCGAUUUGAAUUUUGUCGUUUCUGGUGUAGUACUUGUAUGCCCCUGCACUUGUUAAACAAUACACUGUAAAUGUACUGUAGAUGUAUAUCUGUACAGCAGUUUAUCCCACCCUACUGUAAAUGUACUGUAAAUACACCUUACUGUACAUGUACAUGUAAAUGUACUGUAAAUACAUCUUGCUGUACCGUAUUUUCCGGAUUAUCCCCCGCACUGCCAUAUGACCCGCACCCCCUUUGACCAUUACCUAAAGCCACGCAAGACCCGCACCUGAUUAUGACCCGCACUGCUCCAAGACCCGCAUUCUCCAAAAAUAGUAAGCCAUUCAUUGAUGUUGAAAUCCUAGAACCGCCAUGUUUUUUUUAAUUGUUAACCAAAGUGGAUCAAUUCCAGCAUGGCCGUAACUUGUUUUCCCUAGCGGAGACAUCACAAACUAUGCGAUCAUGGCGGAAAUAUUGGUUGAAAACAAUGCGAAAACGAUGGACAUAAAUCCUUAUCAAGUAACCAGUUUGGUCCCCUUUUUUUUCUUUGGGGUUGGGGCUUAUCCCUCUCAGAAUCCACGCAAGACCCGCACCUUUAUAUUACCCGCACCCCCACUUUUUGGGCCUGUUUGAGGGCAAAAAGUAGCGGGUCAUACGCCGGAAAAUACGGUACAUGUAAAUGUACUGUAAGUACACCUUACUGUACAUGUAAAUGUAAUGUGAAUACAUCUUGAUGUACAUGUAAAUGUACUGUAAAUACAGCUUACUGUACAUGUAAAUGUACUGUGGAUACAUCUAUACUGGACAUGUAAAUGUACUGUAAAUACAUCUUACUGUACAUGUAAAUGUACUGUGAAUAGACUGUGGUAUACUAAAUUCCACUGAAAUGUACAACUGAUUGUUGAGGCAAUAUGAUGCUGUGUUCAUGAAGGGUGUUUAAGCGCGAGACGAAUCUAUUUCAGGGCAAAUGCAAGCUUCAUUAAAACUAUAUGCAGGCCCUGGCACUGUUGAUGGAGAAGUUAAACACUGUUUUAGUCUUAACACACUGUUGAUGGAGAAGUUAAACACUGUUUUAGUCUUAACACACUGUUGAUGGAGAAGUUAAACACUGUUUUAGUCUAAACACACUGUUGAUGGAGAAGUUAAACACUGUUUUAGUCUAAACACCCAUUAGGAAUUCGGCCCAUAUUGUUUCGUAAUUUGAUCUGAAUGGUUAAAUCGUUCAAGAAUCAUUUUAGAAUUGUUGAAGAGUCGUGUUGCCAAUAAUGAUAUAUUUCUUGUCACGUAUUUACAUGUAGAUAAAUGUAAAUUCAAUUCGAUUGUUAACGUUUCAGCCAUGAAAAGUUUGUCAUAAAUUAUACUGCUGUUAGGUAGAACUAGUCGAGAAAUUAGUCAAAUUCAAUUUAUUACGUGUUGAUCGUAAUAUCGUGAGAGACAUCAUAGUCUAUAGAUAGUUACUUUAUUUCUAUUGAUGAUAACUUCAAACUAUUUUAUCAUCUUCUUACUGCUGUUAGUUUUAUUUCGUCGGUCAUCCUAAACAACUUCCCAAUUUGGUCGACCGCGAAACCAGGCGCUUGUCGCUCUGAGCUUGGCUGGUCGAGACGGACUGCUUGUUCAUUUCACUGUUAUCUGCCUUAUGUGAAAUCUGUGUACAUCAAUUUCUUCCAUUAUCUCCUGGUGUCAUUUAGGCUUAUCUUCUUUGCGACAUGACCUUGUUUCCUAUGGCCAGUCAAAUAUUAAACCGCUAUUUGUGACCCGCUCUACCAAAACUAGGCGCUUGUCGC